This is a messenger RNA of Periophthalmus magnuspinnatus, 2739 nucleotides long. RefSeq names its product calcium channel, voltage-dependent, gamma subunit 8b (gene cacng8b). Lineage: Eukaryota; Metazoa; Chordata; Actinopteri; Gobiiformes; Gobiidae. The transcript is spliced from 5 exons. Gene Ontology annotation, cellular component: AMPA glutamate receptor complex; postsynaptic density membrane. The record is from RefSeq and is a predicted model, not a curated record. Gene Ontology annotation, molecular function: channel regulator activity; voltage-gated calcium channel activity. The coding region runs from base 277 to 1509 and encodes 410 amino acids. Gene Ontology annotation, biological process: neurotransmitter receptor transport, postsynaptic endosome to lysosome; calcium ion transport; postsynaptic neurotransmitter receptor diffusion trapping.
GCUCCAGUGGAAGUCUCGUGGUAGCAGUGAACGAGUGGCACACUUAUCCACGCCACUGCCUCUUAUAAGACCAGUCAGAGAGAGCGUGAGAGAGAGAGAGGGCUAGUGGCAAAAAGAAGAAGAGGACGAAGCGACAGAAGAGAAAGGAAAGGAGCGGGGGAGCAGGUGAACACAGUCGAUGGAUGCUGUCCGGCUUGAGGGAUCAGCACGUUUCUCAUUGACGAGGAAAAGAAAGAUUUCAAAAUUGAGUCGAAGGAUAGAAACUCGCCGUCAGGCAUGGUGUGUGAGAAGGGGAUCCAGAUCCUCCUCACCACCGUGGGGGCCUUCGCUGCCUUCGGCCUGAUGACGGUGGCCAUAGGGACGGACUACUGGCUGUACUCCCGCGCCCUCAUCUGCAACAGCACCGCCAACGUGUCCCAGGACGACCCCCACAACAAGGACAAGAAGGACCCCGGGGCCCUCACCCACUCCGGCCUCUGGAGGAUCUGCUGCCUGGAAGGGGUGAAACGAGGAGUGUGCUCUCAAAUUAACCACUUUCCAGAAGAUGCAGACUUUGACCACGAUGGGGCCGAGUAUGUCCUCCGAGUGGUUCGUGCGUCCAACAUUUUCCCGAUCCUCAGUGCGAUCCUGCUGCUGAUGGGCGGAGUCUGUAUCGCAGCCAGCCGCUUCUACAAAAGCAAACGAAACAUCAUCCUGGGAGCGGGGAUACUGUUUGUAGCUGCAGGCCUGAGUAAUAUCAUUGGUGUGAUUGUGUACAUCUCAGCGGCGCUGGGAGACAUUUCUCCGAAGAAGGACGAGGAUAAGAAGUGGCAGUACUCGUACGGCUGGUCCUUUUACUUCGGGGGGCUGUCCUUCAUCAUGGCCGAGAUGGUGGGGGUCUUAGCGGUCAACAUUUACAUCGAGAAAAACAAAGAGCUGCGCUGCCGCUCUCGCACCGACAUCUUCAAGAGCACCACCCAUGCCAUGCUGCGCCUGCCCAGCUACCGCUUCAGACGCCGCUCGCGCUCCUCAUCACGCUCCACAGACCCCUCCCGCUCCAGAGACCCCUCCCCUGUCGGGGGAGGAGGGAAGAAUUUUGGACUGCCCCCAUCCGCUCUGUUGUCCCAGGGUCCCAUCUCUGUGUCCACACUGCCAAACCCACACUCACGCUCACACACGGCUCUGGCCGGAGGAGACAUCUCGCUCUACACGCUGUCUCGAGACCCCAAACUGGGCGGGCUGCCCCCCAUGUACGGGACAGUGGACAGGGCUACACUGUACCAGCUGCACAACUGUUUUCCUAAAGACGGGGGAGGGGGCGGAGUCAUGAUGAGCGGCACGCUGCCCUCCCUCAAGUCACACAAUCCCGCCAACUCCACCAACUCCAACGCGCCUAUGCCCAACUCGGUUGGCUCGGGACCCCCGCCCUUCACAGCGUCCACAGAGCGAGGGAUGGGCACACUGGACAGGCUCAAGGGCGACAGGGAGAGCAACUCGAACACGCUCAACAGGAAGACCACCCCAGUGUAGACCCCCAGAGGGAUCAUCCAUGUUCACUGAUCCACUGGAGUAAUAACUGAGCGAUAAUAACAACAACAAUAAACCCUCACAAGAAAACUAUUUUGAUAUUUUAACAUGCUAGAAAAGGAUUUAUUUUGUUAAAGAUCAAACACGAUUUAGCUCGGGCUCCUGCAGAGAUGUUCACUUACCUUCUGUUCAGUUUGUCAUCGACGCGGAUCAUUAAAAGUGUAAAUUGUUGUUGUGAUUAUUCUGCGCGUUAUUACAUGCUAACGAUAAUGCAAAGUUAGUAGUAAGAAAGUCUUAUUUUGAUGUUUCUCUUUGCGUUCAUGACUUUAACUGUGAAUCUCCAUGCCGAGCCACUGGAGCUGUUACGUCUUAAGCAUGACUGUACACAUGUGGCAGGUGCGUGCGAGCCUGAACUAGUAUAAUUUUAAACUAUAUUACGUACUUUUCAUUCAUGUCAGAUGUGAAUAUUAUGUAAAUUGUCUUCCAAUACUGAAUUUAAACAAAUGCAACAAUAACGCAAGGAAAUGAGACUUUUUCUGAGUUAACUUUUUCUAUUUGUUAGUCUAAUUUCAAUGUUACCAGUAGUAUUGUAGCUCUAGUAUGUUAUAAUGUUUGUUCUUGGGCAUUAACACAACUUUGGACUAUAGAAGAUGCAGAGAAAACACAUUUGUACAGUUAAAUCAGGUAAAGGUUGCUGCCUGAAAAGAAAUUAUUUUUUACGGGUCGUUCCCAAACAAUGAGAUGCAAACCAUUUCAGUGGCAAAAAUACAUAUGUGUAUAGCCAGACUUUGUAAUAGAGCUUCUGUAAGUACUCGUCUCGCGUUGUGUUUGGGGACCACUGUUAAAAAUGGGAGAUUUAUGUAGCUGAUCCUUGUCACAUGACCAAAUCCUUACCUUUCUCACUGUGCUUCCCUUCUGUUGUGACUGAACUCUCUCCAUUGAUGAGAAUGUAACUCGUCUUUUCCUCUGUCCUCACCGUCUACCGUCCCAAACGCGAAUCGUCCGGAGUGACUGCCGACGCACAACAAAAGGAAAAAGAACAAAACAACAAGAUGCUUCCAGGAUUUGAUUUUUCCUAUUUUAUUUUAUUUUUUUGGAUUUUGGAAAAAGAAUAAUAAUGUGACACCACUGCACACAGAGCAUUUAUGUGGGCAAUAUACAUAGUGUGUAGUUAAGAAUAGAUCUAUCUAGGCCAAUGACUAUGAUUUAUCUAAAUGUGUGAUAAACACUGUA